CCCGUCGGCAGCGCAGGGCAGAGGCAGAGGCGGCGGCGGCGGCGGCGCCUGCAGGACAAGCCGCGCGGAGAAGGCGCCUUCUUUCAGCAAGUGCGCGCGGAGAGGCGCAGGACGGAGGGUCCGCCCGCGCCACGCCCGGCCGCGCCCUCCCGCUGCCGGCCCAGGACUGUGGGUGGCGGGGCAGCCGCCCGGAGGAGGUGGCUCGGUCGUGCCUGCUGCCGCCCCACCCCCGCCGGGCUGGCUCCCGCCGCCACUCGCCGCCCGGAGCCACCCCUGAGGAGCAGACGCGGCUGCGAGCCGGACUAUGGCCGGAGGACUGCAGCUGGAGUUCGUGGACUGGCAGAGCCCCGCGAACAACCUGAGGCACCGGACGGCGGAGAUCAGCAGCCAGCGGCUGCUCGUGAGGAGGGGGCAGCCCUUCACCAUCACCCUGCACUUCCGCGCCAGGGGCUACCAGCCCGGGGUGGACUCCGCGCACCUGGUUGCAGAGACUGGACCCCAGCCGGAGUGCCCGUCUGGCACGCGAUCCGUCUUCCCUCUGGGUCUGGGCCAGCCUGAGUCACGGCACGUGUGGGGAGCUGCCCACAUCUCCAGCGGGCCCCAAUCCACCGAGAUUGCCCUGUCAGCACCGGCCGGGGCCCCCGUCGGGCAGUACCAGCUGACGAUCCACCUUGGCUCCGGCUCCGGCAGCCUGGCCUCCUACCUCCUGGGGGAGUUCGUCCUGCUCUUUAAUGCUUGGUGCCCAGGUGAUGAGGUGUACCUGGAGGCCGAGGCCGAGAGGCAGGAAUACGUCCUGAACGAGGAGGGCCUCGUCUACCAAGGAAACAAGAACUGGAUCCAUCCGGCACCCUGGAACUACGGACAGUUUGAGGAGGACAUUCUGGGCAUCUGCUUGAGACUCCUGGACCGAAGCUUGAGCUGCCGGCAGCACCCGGCCAGGGAUGCUGCCCUGCGCAGCAGCGCCGUCUACGUCAGCCGGGUGGUGAGCGCCAUGAUCAACAGCAACGACGACAGCGGGGUCCUCGUGGGGAACUGGAGCGAAGAUUACUCGGGCGGGGUCCGUCCGACGGAGUGGAGCAGCAGCCUGGCCAUCCUGAGGCAGUGGGACCAGGCGGGAGGCCGGCCAGUCCGAUUUGGGCAGUGCUGGGUCUUUGCCGCCGUGAUGUGCACAGUGAUGCGGUGCCUGGGGAUCCCGGCCCGCGUGGUGACGAAUUUCGACUCCGGACACGAGAAGGACGGGGACCUGCUGAUCGACGUCUUCUACGACCAGACAGGCCGGCUGCUGCCGGCAGAGAGCAAGGACAGCAUCUGGAACUUCCACGCGUGGGACGAGUGCUGGAUGGCCCGGAGAGACCUGCCCGCCGGGUACGGGGGCUGGCAGGUCUUGGACGCCACACCGCAGGAGCGCAGCAAUGGGCUGUACUGCUGCGGGCCGGCCCCGGUCCGGGCCAUCCGGGAAGGAGCGCUCCACCUCCGCUACGACGCGCCCUUCGUCUUCUCGAUGGUGAAUGCCGACCGGGUGGCCUGGCUGCUCUCGGGGACGCGGAAGGAGAAGCUCCGCUGGGAGACCAGCGCCGUCGGGAAGCACAUCAGCACCAAGCGGGUGGGCAGCCCCGAGCGCGAGGACGUCACCCACGCCUACAAGCCCCCGGAAGGGUCGCUGGAGGAGCGGCAGGUAUUCCUGAAGGCCCUCACCCGGAGGCGGGGGCUGCCGACGCUGCUGGGGGCUGCCGCGAGGUCCCGGGCAGGGGUCCCGCCUGCUGCUGCAGCCCUCAGGCCCCCACCCCGCUCUGCUCCUGCCGAGGGAGGCGGCGGUGACGAGGAGCAGCCGCCCCCCCGAGGUGCCCAGACCGGCCUGCGGCUGCGGCUGGCCGAGAGCCCAGAGAUCGGCCGGGCCAUCCGCCUGGUGCUCCUCGCCCAGAACCGGGAGGCGGCCCCCAAGGAGCUGAGGCUGCGCCUGAGCGCCCAGGCCCUGCUGCACGACGGCACCCCGCGGCCUCCCUUCUGGCAGGAGACCCUCUACCUCGCCUUCAGCCCCCAGGAAGAGAAGCGCAUCCCCUGGGCCAUCCCCUACCGGCAGUACGGCCCCCAGCUGGGCGAGGACAAGCAGGUCCAUGUCACGGCCAUGGGGCAGGAGAAGACCUCCUGGCAGACGAUGCUGGCGGAGAAGACCGUCACUGUGGCCUGCCCCACCAUCGCCAUCCACGUGCUGGGCCCCGUGGCGGUGAACCAGGCCUCCCCCCUGCAAGCAGACUUUGCCAACCCGCUGUCCGAGCCCGUGGACGGCUGCCUCUUGACCCUGGAAGGCAGUGGGCUGGUGAGGGGCCAGGCCCAGAUACCGUUGGGGCCCCUCGGGGCACAGCAACGGGCCAGCAUCCAGUUCCAGCUGACGCCCCACAAGGGCGGCCAGAGGCAGCUGCACGUCAGCCUCAGGAGCAGCCGCUUCCCCCCCAUCAAGGGCCACAAGCAGCUGGAGGUGGGCCCGGCCGCCUCUGGGGUCCCCGGGAGGAGGAGGAGGAGACUCUCUUAGCAGCAGGACGGCUGCAGGGCGGGGGCCGCCCAAUAAAGCUCCCUCUGCUCA
This is a messenger RNA of Hemicordylus capensis (graceful crag lizard), 2581 nucleotides long. RefSeq names its product protein-glutamine gamma-glutamyltransferase 5-like. Gene Ontology annotation, biological process: peptide cross-linking. Lineage: Eukaryota; Metazoa; Chordata; Lepidosauria; Squamata; Cordylidae. The coding region runs from base 305 to 2530 and encodes 741 amino acids. The record is from RefSeq and is a predicted model, not a curated record. Gene Ontology annotation, molecular function: protein-glutamine gamma-glutamyltransferase activity. The transcript has 13 exons.